Messenger RNA from Anopheles arabiensis, 459 nucleotides. RefSeq lists its product as uncharacterized. The transcript has 3 exons. The record is from RefSeq and is a predicted model, not a curated record. Lineage: Eukaryota; Metazoa; Arthropoda; Insecta; Diptera; Culicidae. The coding region runs from base 103 to 459 and encodes 118 amino acids.
CUUGUCAAAUUGAUAUUGUAAUGUUUGUUUUGUAUGCGUCGUACGUUUGUGUAUUAUUUGUAAUUGAGCGGAUUCAUCAUAUUUAAAAUUACUUAUUUUCUAAUGAGUUACUCAAUGAAAUCGGCCAAUCCAGAACUGGAAGUUGCCGAUGUAAAGCAUUCCAUAAUCGCUAUGAUGCUUUCAAAGAAAACGUUAAAAUACGAUAUAAGGCGAAUUCAGUUCCGUCAUUUUGCGCAGCAUAAACAAGUACAGCUCAACAACGUUUUGUUAGAGGAGAAAUCAUCCAGCCAUGUUUUCGCAAUCAGCCUGUGUACAAGUUCACAUAAAACAAAUGAGCUGCACACCGCUGUUGUCGAGAAAGUAAUUCUUGCCAUGAUAUCGUCCUGCAGAACGGACAACAAUCAGGCCCUCCAUAAGCUGCUACACGUUGCGGUCUGCGAAGAGAAUUAUAAUGUUUGA